Messenger RNA from Acomys russatus (golden spiny mouse), 633 nucleotides. It is a transcript of the gene Gtf2h5, whose product is annotated as general transcription factor IIH subunit 5. Gene Ontology annotation, biological process: transcription initiation at RNA polymerase II promoter; transcription by RNA polymerase II; nucleotide-excision repair. Lineage: Eukaryota; Metazoa; Chordata; Mammalia; Rodentia; Muridae. The record is from RefSeq and is a predicted model, not a curated record. Bases 150 to 365 code for a protein of 71 amino acids. The transcript has 3 exons. Gene Ontology annotation, cellular component: transcription factor TFIIH holo complex; transcription factor TFIIH core complex.
GGUGUCGCUGGCGCGAUGACGCAUGGCGCAGGCGCAGAGAGUCGACUACUCCAGGACGGUUCCUGGGUGUGUGGGUGGAGGAACGCUGCAGGCUCUGAGCGGCUUGGAAAACAUUCUUGACAUCAUCCGCACCGUCUGCCUGGGAAAAGAUGGUCAACGUCUUGAAAGGAGUGCUUGUAGAAUGCGAUCCCGCCAUGAAGCAAUUCCUGCUGUACUUGGACGAGUCCAAUGCCUUGGGGAAGAAGUUUAUCAUUCAGGACAUCGAUGACACACACGUCUUUGUCAUUGCGGAGCUGGUUAACGUGCUCCAGGAGCGCGUAGGGGAACUCAUGGACCAGAACGCCUUUUCUCUUACCCAGAAGUGAAAGCGCAGAUGUUGAGCAUGUGGCAGUUACAAACCACAGGCAUGAGGAGAGGCCCACUCAGUGUCUCAUGCAAUGCUGUAGACUUUAUGAGCAUUUUGUGCAAAAGGCUGCAGAAGCAUUUAUUCAGACGAAAGCCCCCAACUUAAGAAGAACUUGUAACAAUUGGCUGUAAUUGGACUUUUAUUAUGUUUAUUAAGGUGUAAUCAUAUUCGUACUGGUGCGACAGCUCAUUUGCUGAAGACCCUUGCCGCCAAGCCUGUCAGCCUGA